AUGCCUCCAACACAUCGUGUACCGCAAAUAGAUCUCGCUGCCGUUCUAGCUCAAAGUCACCCAUCCAUAGAUCUCAAGGUUCAAACAUUUGAAGACUCUUCGAGAAACUUCCUCAAGGCCCUUACGAGUUACAAAAACCGCGCAAUCACGACAAUCUCUGAGCGUCGCAAACACCAGGCGGCUGAAAAGAAGAAGGUGUUGGAAAGAAUCCAAGCAGUUGAGAAGGAGACCAAUCUAUGCAAACUGAAAGAGAUUGAUCUUGUGGCACAACUUGAACGAGAGAAGGAAGAACGCAAGGACGCGGAGCUGCAGGUCGCGUCGUUCAAGCGACAACUUGCUGCAGUCCGCGAGAAAAGCACCUCGGUUGAUGCAGACAUUGAACAAUACCGCGUUCUGACACAGACCCUUCGUCGAGGUUGCCACGCACUAGACAAGGACAAGGAGCGGUCAACGCUGAGCUCGUACAGCUCGCAUGUCUUCCCUGAGCUACGAGCCUGUGAAGAGAAACUUGCUUGUUCUAUUGAGGGCGUAGAGACAGACCAGCUGUUAAUUCGCUUUCACCGCGUUGAUCCAUCCGACCCAGAACGCGUAGCUGGCUUUGUGAUCGAUAUCUCGACGCAGAUUUAUAAAAUUAUCACUUCCUCUCCUAACCUUCCUUCGAUGCCGAUUCUUGUGAACGAUCUCAAUGAGACUCGAAAUAUCUACGAUUUCAUUAGAGAAGUGCGUGCUGCUUACGCAAACCUACUCGAUACCAGGAUGUCAUAG
Messenger RNA from Psilocybe cubensis, 765 nucleotides. RefSeq lists its product as uncharacterized. NCBI's taxonomy places the organism in Eukaryota, Fungi, Basidiomycota, Agaricomycetes, Agaricales, Agrocybaceae. Gene Ontology annotation, biological process: chromosome segregation. The coding region runs from base 1 to 765 and encodes 254 amino acids. The record is from RefSeq and is a predicted model, not a curated record. Gene Ontology annotation, cellular component: Ndc80 complex. The transcript has 4 exons.